This is a messenger RNA of Glycine soja, 1157 nucleotides long. RefSeq names its product 20 kDa chaperonin, chloroplastic-like. The transcript is spliced from 6 exons. Gene Ontology annotation, cellular component: mitochondrial matrix; chloroplast. Gene Ontology annotation, molecular function: protein-folding chaperone binding; protein folding chaperone; ATP binding. NCBI's taxonomy places the organism in Eukaryota, Viridiplantae, Streptophyta, Magnoliopsida, Fabales, Fabaceae. Gene Ontology annotation, biological process: positive regulation of superoxide dismutase activity. Bases 180 to 941 code for a protein of 253 amino acids. The record is from RefSeq and is a predicted model, not a curated record.
CGUGAGCAACAUAGAAACACUAUCCUCUGCUCACGAGUGCACUAGUUCGUUCUAGAAGGCUCUAUUAUCAUCAGAUAAAACCCCCCCUAUCUCUAUUUUAGGGUUUUUAUUAUCUUCAUUUCAUCGUUUCGUUACGUUCUGCUUCGCGUGGACCAACAAGAAGUGUAAGUUUUCAUUCAAUGGCCAGCGCUCAGCUCUCAGCAAUAUCUUCGUCGAUCUCUACGGCGUCGUUUGAAGGGCUUCGACCUUCGGCUGUUCAGUUUGCUUCCGCGGGCAGAAUUAGAAUUGGCAAUCUCUCCCAAAGGUCUUUCCGGGGCUUGGUUGUCAAAGCCGCCACCGUUGUUGCCCCCAAAUACACCGCGAUUAAGCCUCUGGGAGACAGAGUGCUGAUAAAAAUUAAGGAAGCAGAGGAGAAAACUGAGGGUGGGAUUUUGCUUCCAUCAACUGCUCAAACGAAGCCUCAAGGGGGUGAGGUGGUUGCUGUUGGAGAAGGAAAGACAAUUGGGAAGAACAAUGUAGAGAUUAGUGUGAAGACUGGUGCACAAGUUGUGUAUUCGAAGUAUGCAGGUACUGAGGUGGAUUUCGAUGGUACAAAGCAUCUUAUUGUGAAGGAUGAUGACAUUGUUGGUAUCCUUGAAACUGAUGACAUCAAGGAUCUUAAACCCUUGAAUGAUAGAGUCCUCAUAAAGGUUGCUGAAGCUGAGGAAAAAACCUCUGGCGGUUUGUUGCUUACAGAGGCAACCAAGGACAAACCUUCGAUUGGAACAGUGAUAGCGGUUGGGCCGGGGCAUCUGGACGAGGAAGGCAACAGAAAACCUUUGUCCGUGACUCCUGGGAACACAGUUUUGUACUCCAAAUAUGCUGGAAAUGACUUCAAGGGCAAAGAUGGUUCUGACUAUAUUACCUUGAGAGUCUCAGAUGUCAUGGCUGUUCUCUCCUAGAACAACUUGCUUUGGGUUUUGUAACUUGAAAUUUUUGUGUUUAUCUCGAGAAAACGUGGAUUCUUUUAAUCGUAAGGACUUUUGAAAAAUAGUUUAUUGCAAUCUGUUCCGUAGACAAUCUCUUUUUAUCUUUGAAUUUGGUAGCCUGUGUUGAAAUAAGUUCCGCAAUAUCUUUGAACAUUUUCUUAAUUAUUAAAUGCAAUUAUAUUCCUAGAA